This is a messenger RNA of Aedes albopictus (Asian tiger mosquito), 2721 nucleotides long. RefSeq names its product DNA cross-link repair 1A protein-like. Gene Ontology annotation, molecular function: damaged DNA binding; 5'-3' DNA exonuclease activity. The coding region runs from base 188 to 2560 and encodes 790 amino acids. Gene Ontology annotation, biological process: interstrand cross-link repair; double-strand break repair via nonhomologous end joining. The record is from RefSeq and is a predicted model, not a curated record. Lineage: Eukaryota; Metazoa; Arthropoda; Insecta; Diptera; Culicidae. The transcript is spliced from 4 exons.
CACUUGUUGACUGCGUUGACUGGCGCUGCAGUGCAGUGUCAGCAAAAAUGUAAACAAAUCGUACGGCUUUCUGGUGUGAUAAGAGACGCAUUUUGAACUAAAAACUGUAGUUUCAGCUAGAUAGCGUAAUAGUUAAUAGUGAAUUUCGAGGAUUUGAUGAGUUUCAACGGAACUAGCACUAUCCGAAAUGGAUUCACCUCUUCCAAGCUCCAGCCGGAGAUGUUCCAGCAGAUUAUCACUGACGAAGAAGUUCUCCGAAGCUACCAAAGCUACGGCACCCACGAGAGAAUUGAGGGUAAAAAGCACUCAAAAAACGGUGUCCUUAUGUUCAGUUCAGAAGGAUGAAAUGAUCCAGACCUUGACACUGGACCCCUUCACACUGACCCAGCUAACUUUAGCGGAAGAAGAUGACCUCAUAUCGCAGGCGGCCGAUGCACACACGUUGUCAUCUAGGGAAUCGAUCAAGGAGGAACGCAAACCCAUAGAUGUUCCUGUCAUUUCAAUAAGUAGUGGUAGUGACAGAGAAGCUAGUCCAACGCCCAAAAAAAGCACGAUCUCCGAGUUUUUCACUCCCAUAAAAGCGAGACGGGCUUCGCCGUCAAGUUCCGGUAUGGGCGUCAGCACCGUCAAAGGUGCCAGCACGACUCAGAAAUCAUCUUCGCGUAAAGAAAAUUACUCAAAGACUGAUCCCAAAAAGGUCAAGAAAGUUCGUCGUCAAAUUUGCAAAUCAACCAACAUCAAAAUGCUAACGAACAAGUACUUCGAUGAUUCACAAAAGCGAAUCACCAACUUCUUCUCAAAAACUAAUGAAGACCCGGACAAGGUUGGGUACCACCGGGUGCUGAAAUCUUCCGUCAUGCCGGCCAUCAACACGGACGAUGAGAACAUGGAGAAGUUCCUAUCGGUGGACAUUAAUGUCGGUUCCCAACCGUUGCGGGCGACACAAAUUGAAGGUCCUGCUUUGGAACCGAUUCCCGAUGAUCCAGGCAAAAUCAUGGAGCGAAUCGAGAAAGCCCAAAGUGCCUUGUACGACAAAGAUGUGGAAGAUUGGAACAUGGAAGUGACUGAUGUUCCGAUCAUGGUGUCUAUACCGGUGAACGAAGAGACAGGAGAUUCCGGCUAUUCCGAAACCAAAACAGUCGGUCAGCAGCAAGCUAAAACUCCGGCAGUGAAGCGAAAGUCUACGGCCUUCAAAUCCACAGCCAAAAAAGAACGUCACGCUGGAAAAACUCCAGCCACCACGGGAAAGAAGCCACAGGGACAGCGACGGAAAAUUGUGUGCCCGAAGUAUAAGAUUAUCGCCGGGACCAACUUUGCUGUGGAUGCCUUCCGUUACGGAGAUAUCGAAGGGGUUUCCCAUUACUUCUUGACGCACUUCCACGCCGAUCACUACAUCGGCUUGAAGCGGAGCUUUGACAAACCGCUUAUAAUGUCACCGAUAACGUCUCGACUCGUGAAGGCGUUUAUCAAUGUUCAAGAAGAGUUCUAUCGGUUGAUCGAUCUGCAUGAAACAAUCACGAUAGACGACGUGCGGAUAACGGCAUUGGAUGCGAAUCACUGUCCCGGGGCCGUCAUGUUCCUAUUCCAACUUCCCACGGGCACCAACAUCCUCCACACGGGAGACUUUCGGGCCAGCUCGGAUAUGGAGGAGUACCCAGAGUUCUGGAACAUGGACGUCCAUUGCAUCUACCUGGACACAACCUACCUCAGCUCCAAGUAUGCCUUCAAAUCCCAGUGGGAAAGCAUUACCGAAGCCUGUGACGUGGUGCGGACCAUACUCAACCGCAAUAUCGGUGCCCGGGUGUUGAUAGUGUGCGGAAGUUAUCUGAUUGGCAAGGAGAAGGUGUGGGCCGAACUGGCGGCCCAGUUCAAUUAUAAAGUGUGGACCGAGCCCAAUCGCAGGAAGGCUCUGGCUGCGGUGGAUGAUGCUUUGCAGAAUCAGUGGUUAGUGGACGAUGCCAAGUUUGCUGAUAUCCACGUGCUGUCGAUGAAUAAGCUGUCUUAUGACGAACUAACGGCAUAUUACGAGCAAUUCCCGGAUCGAUACGAUCUGCUAAUCGCUCUGCGGCCCAGCGGUUGGGAGAAAAACAGUCGGCCUCAGUACCGAGGGCGCAUCAACAUCAUCGGCGUGGAGUACAGCGAGCACAGCAGUUUCGAUGAAUUGAAACGGUUUGUACGGUUCCUGCGGCCACAUGACGUGAUAAGCACCGUUCCGUACGGUAAUUCCAACCAGAAUAAAACACCUCAAGUUCCCCUGGGCUGGUACCGGGGGGAUAUUCGACCCGAGCGCCAGGCUUUGCAGCUUUCGAUGACCUCGUUUGUGAAGGUGGGUUCGAAGACGCCUUUUGCCAGACCAGAAAGGAAAAAGUCUUCCGUUGCCAUUAAGGCCGUUCCGGCUGAAGAAGAUGAUGAUGAUGAUUGUACAAUAGUCUUAAGUGAUACUGCCAAUGCGUCGAAAUCGGUGCAGAAUAAUGAAGGGCGGGCAGAUCAUGAUGAUACGGCGGUACACUCUGAAAAGGGCGAAGAAGAUGGGGAUUCGGACAGUGAUUGGAUGCCAUAGUUUUUUAAGUCCAUAACACGAAGAGCAUUUAUUGUGAUGAUUAAGUUUUAACUGUUAUUUGUUAUAAAUCGGUUCCCGCGAUACCGUAUGCAAUGUAAUGUUUAUAAUAUAAACAAACCAAAGGAGAAUUAAAAAGAAUGUUUAAUAAAUUAACAAAUGUA